This is a messenger RNA of Saccoglossus kowalevskii, 1173 nucleotides long. RefSeq lists its product as uncharacterized. Lineage: Eukaryota; Metazoa; Hemichordata; Enteropneusta; Harrimaniidae. The record is from RefSeq and is a predicted model, not a curated record.
AUGUGUGAGAAAGAUACUGAGAUAGUGAUGUAUGAGAAAAAUACUGAGACCAUGAUGUGUGAGAAAGAUACUGAGACAGUGAUGUGUGAAAAAGGUAGUGAGACAGUGAUGUGUAAAAAAGAUACUGAGACCGUGAUGUGUGGGAAAGAUAGUGAGACCGUGAUGUGUGAGAAAGAUGAUGAGACAGUGAUGUGUGAAAAAGAUACUGAGAUAGUGAUGUGUGAGAAAGAUAGUGAGACCGUGAUGUGUGAGAAAGAUGCUGAGACAGUGAUGUAUGAGAAAAAUACUGAGACCAUGAUGUGUGAGAAAGAUACUGAGACAGUGAUGUGUGAAAAAGGUAGUGAGACAGUGAUGAGUAAAAAAGAUACUGAGACAGUGAUGUGUGACAAAGAUACUGAGACCGUGAUGUGUGGGAAAGAUAGUGAGACCAUGAUAAAUACUGAGACGAUGUGUGAGAAAGAUACUGAGACAGUGAUGUGUGAGAAAGAUACUAAGAUAGUGAUGUGUGAGAAAAAUACUGAGACCAUGAUGUGUGAGAAAGAUACUGAGACCGUGAUGUGUGGGAAAGAUACUGAGACCGUGAUGUGUGGGAAAGAUACUGAGACAGUGAUGUAUGAGAAAGAUACUGAGUCAGUGAUGUGUGAAAAAGGUAGUGAGACAGUGAUGUGUGGGAAAGAUACUGAGACCGUGAUGUGUGGGAAAGAUACUGAGACAGUGAUGUGUUUGACCCGCAUGUUUGAAUAUGAGAUCACCCCCUUGAAGACAGUUGUGUCUGAGAAAGAUACCGAAACAGGGAUGUACAAAAAAGCUACUGAGACAGGGGUGUACAAGAAAGAUACUGAGAAAGUGGUGUACGAGAAACAGACCAAAACCGUGAUGUGCUGGAAACAGACUGAGACAGUGGUGUAUGAUAAUGAUACUGAGACAGUGGUGUGCGAGAAAGAUACCGAAACAGGGAUGUACAAAAAAGAUACUGAGACAGGGGUGUACGAGAAAGAUACUGAGACAGGGGUGUGCGAGAAAGAUACUGAGACAGGGAUGUACAAAAAAGAUACUGAGACAGGGGUGUACGAGAAAGAUACUGAGAGAGUGGUGUACGAGAAACAGACCAAAACCGUGAUGUGCUGGAAACAGACUGAGACAGUUGUGUGUGAGAAAGCUUCAAGAUACUGA